AUGUUGAACGUGUCAUUGCCCAGUGUAAACCAAACUUUGAUUUCAAUUCUUGAUCAAUGCAAAUCGAUGCUUGAGCUAAAGAAAACCCAUGCUCUUAUAACCACUCUUGGUCUCUCCCAAGAUGACCCUUUUGUAUCAAAAAUUCUGUCUUUCUCUGCAAUUUCUGACUGGGGUGACAUCGAGUACUCCUACCGGGUAUUUUCACAACUUUCCAGUCCAAAAACUUUUGUUUGGAACACUAUCAUAAGAGGCUACUCGAACAGCAAAAAUCCAAAUCGUUCGAUAUCAGUUUUUGUUAAAAUGUUGCGUGUUGGCGUCUCGCCGGAUUACUUGACGUACCCUUUUCUUAUGAAGGCGUCGGCGCGCCUUUUGAAGCGGGAACUUGGGGCGGCGGUGCAUGCCCAUGUCGUGCAAACUGGGUUUGAGUCUGAUAGGUUUAUUCAGAAUUCUUUGAUUCAUAUGUAUGCCUCUUGUCGGGAUAUCGUGUAUGCACGUCAGACAUUUGAUGGAAUGCUGACAAGAAACUUAGUUUCAUGGAAUGCAAUGCUGGAUGGCUAUUCCAAGUGUGGGGAUGUAAAUUCUGCACGGGAAGUGUUUGAGUUGAUGCCAGAGCGGGAUGUUGUGUCAUGGAGCUCUUUGAUCGAUGGGUAUGUCAAGAGUGGGGAGUACAGGGAGGCUAUAGCUCAGUUUGCAAAAAUGCGUGGUGCAGGGCCCAAGGCCAAUGAGGUUACUAUGGUGAGUGUUUUGUGUGCUUGUGCCCACUUAGGUGCACUUGAGCAGGGGAGGAUGAUGCAUCACUAUAUUGUUGAUAAUGGGUUGCCUUUAACUUUAGUCUUGCAAACUUCUAUUGUGGACAUGUAUGCCAAAUGUGGGGCGAUAGAAGAGGCUUUGAUUGUCUUUCGUGGGGUUCCAAUGAGACGAACUGAUGUGUUGAUUUGGAAUGCACUAAUUGGUGGGCUUGCAACACAUGGAUUAAUUAUAGAGUCACUUGAAUUGUUCACCGAAAUGCAAGGUGUUGGGAUUGCCCCAGAUGAGAUCACAUACUUGUGCUUGUUAACUGCCUGUGCUCAUGGAGGAUUAGUGAAGGAAGCUUGGCAUUUCUUUGAGUGCCUUUGUGAAUAUGGCAUGACACCUAAGAGUGAGCACUAUGCUUGCAUGGUAGAUGUACUGGCACGUGCAGGUCAAUUAACUGAGGCGUAUCAAUUUAUGAGUCAAAUGCCCAUGGAGCCAACAGCUUCAAUGUUAGGUGCUCUGCUUAGUGGGUGUAUGAACCAUGGAAAAUUAGAUCUUGCAGAAAUAGUUGGAAGGAAGCUUAUAGAGUUGGAGCCGGAUCAUGAUGGUAGAUAUGUUGGCCUUUCAAAUGUUUAUGCAGUUGAGAAGCGUUGGGACGACGCAAGAACCAUGCGAAAAGCCAUGGAGAGGAGAGGGGUGAAGAAAUCUCCCGGGCAUAGUUUUGUGGAGAUCUUCGGAACCCUUCACGGGUUCAUAUCCCAGGAUAAAACACAUCCUGACUCGGAACAAAUCUAUGUGAUGCUGAAGUUUAUUAUAAGCCAAAUCAAACAUGAUAUCGAUUAUGAAAAUCAAGAAUAUUAUAAAAGGACCUAUCCUGAGUAUGUUUCAGAAAAAUUACAUUCUUGUUUUGUAUGAUCAUUGCUGC
Messenger RNA from Alnus glutinosa, 1657 nucleotides. RefSeq names its product pentatricopeptide repeat-containing protein At5g08305. Bases 1 to 1647 code for a protein of 548 amino acids. NCBI's taxonomy places the organism in Eukaryota, Viridiplantae, Streptophyta, Magnoliopsida, Fagales, Betulaceae. The record is from RefSeq and is a predicted model, not a curated record. The transcript is spliced from 2 exons. Gene Ontology annotation, molecular function: RNA binding; protein binding. Gene Ontology annotation, biological process: RNA modification.